AUGGCCAGUCUGAACGUAUCCCUCUCUUUCUUUUUUGCCACCUGUGCCCUGUGUGAGGUGGCAAGAAGGGCAUCUAAAGCCCUGCUCCCAGCAGGCACCUAUGCUAACUUUUCCCGGGAGGCAGUAGGCGCAGCCCAGCUGGCAGCCUGCUGCCUCGAGUUGCGAGUGUUGGUGGAACUUGGCCCCUGGGCCGGGGGCUUCGGGCCCGACCUGUUGCUGACCCUGGUCUUCCUGCUCUUCGUGGUGCACGGGGUCACCUUUGAUGGGGCCUCUGCCAACCCCACUGUGGCCUUACAGGAGUUCCUCAUGGCCGAGGCUUCACUGCCCAACACCCUGCUGAAAGUGGUAGCCCAGGUCCUGGGUGCCCAGGCCGCCUGUGCCCUGACCCAGCACUGCUGGACCUGGGAGCUCAGUGAACUACACUUGCUGCAGAGCCUCAUGGCUGUGGACUGCAGCUCCACCCUGCGCACAUCCGUGCUGCAGGGUACACUGGUGGAGGGUGCCUGCACCUUCUUCUUCCAUCUGAGCCUCCUCCACCUGCAGCACAGCCUUCUCGUCUACAGGGUGCCUGCCCUGGCCCUGCUGGUUACUUUCAUGGCCUACACAGCUGGGCCCUACACAUCUGCUUUCUUCAAUCCCGCCCUGGCUGCCUCUGUCACAUUCCACUGCUCUGGGAACACCUUGCUGGAGUAUGCGCAUGUGUAUUGCCUUGGUCCUAUGGCGGGUAUGAUCCUGGCUGUCCUACUCCAUCAGGGCCACCUUCCCCGCUUUUUCCAGAGAAAUCUCUUCUAUCGGCAGAAAAGCAAGUACCGAACUCCCAGAGGGAAGCUGUCCCCAGGUUCUGCUGCUACCCAGGCGCCCACAAAGGAGUAUAGUGGCAAAAAGCUGUAG
Alexandromys fortis (reed vole) is the source of this 891-nucleotide messenger RNA. RefSeq names its product aquaporin-12. Gene Ontology annotation, molecular function: channel activity. NCBI's taxonomy places the organism in Eukaryota, Metazoa, Chordata, Mammalia, Rodentia, Cricetidae. The record is from RefSeq and is a predicted model, not a curated record. Bases 1 to 891 code for a protein of 296 amino acids. Gene Ontology annotation, cellular component: cytoplasm; membrane. Gene Ontology annotation, biological process: transmembrane transport. The transcript is spliced from 3 exons.